Molecule: messenger RNA, 2286 nt
Organism: Nilaparvata lugens (brown planthopper)
Lineage: Eukaryota; Metazoa; Arthropoda; Insecta; Hemiptera; Delphacidae
Product: ras and EF-hand domain-containing protein homolog
Exons: 14
Coding region: 176-2188 (670 amino acids)
Molecular function (GO): GTPase activity; GTP binding; calcium ion binding
Source: RefSeq, a predicted model, not a curated record
AGAGAGCGAGGAAGUCUAACUCACACCUGCAUCAUUAUGUUAACAAUAAUGUUGUCUGAGUCAGUGCAGUAGAUAGAUCCGUCGCAGAGAUCGGUUCAAGUCGCGAUAAUACACGUUCUCUUCCACUUCACAAAUUCGCCUUAACUAUAUUGAGCUGGUUCGUACACUUAAUAAUAUGACGGACCCAAGGCUCGAGGAUCUAUUCCGCAGCUGUGAUAAGAAAGGCACCGGCCUGAUAGGUCCGGAUGAGUUCAGAGAGCUGUGUGCCGGUUUCGAUAUUGGACCAGCGGAUUCGGACGCCAUUUUUGAAGACCUCGAUCAUGACGGCGACGGCAAAAUAAGUCUUAAUGAUUUUGCUUGGGGCUUCAGGAACUUUUUGAGUUUGGACUCUGAGAACAGAAGACUGUCGAACGAAAUUGCUCAAGAUGUGAGUCGGCUCUCAUCAAUGCGAAGACAGUCGGAAGCCCAUGUUGCUUGGGGUCACCUGGUCGCUGGAGUUGGUGAAGCCAACAUCGACAAAUUCCUGAAUAACAGUGGGAAAAAGUUGGCAAAUCUAUACAAAGAACUUCAAACAGUAGACAACUGUCCUCAACUUGUCACACAUUUUGAAGGGGCACUCAGCUCUCUAGUGGAGGAUGUCAAACAGUUGCAUGAAGACAAUCAGAAACUAGAAGAAAUGUUCAAGCGGGAGAGAGAAAAUCAUAUAUCACGACUGAGGGGACUUGAAGAGGAACUUGAAGCCCAAGUGGCGCGAGUCGAGGCCCAAGCACACGAGGAAGCCCGAAAUAAAUUCGAUCAGGAAAAACGGUUACUGGUUAAAAAAAUGGAAGCUGAAACUCUUGAGCUACAAACACAUCUGAAUCUAUUCCAAAAAGUUAACAAACUACUCACUGAGAGCAAACGGAGGGGACGCUUAGACUCGGAAAUGCCUUCCCCAGCCGAAUGCGAAAACCUCAAAAUGCUUUUAUCCGACACUAAAGCCAACCUGGAGCUUGUUAGAGCUGAAAUGGUACAACUCAAGUCAGAUUAUGAGAGAAAGUGUAAAGAGAGUUACAGCCAGAAAGAGUUAUUGAUGGAAUACAUGAAUAAAGAAGAUCAUGCUCAUCAUCAACUCCGUCUAUUACAAGAAGCCAAUUCAAAACUGAACGACACCAACGAGAGUUUACUGAAUGUGAUGGAUAGAACUUGUGUUCGUUCCCCUUGUUUUUCUCGUGCAAGCUCUUUAGACUCUGCAGAAAGGAAAGUAAAAAGACUGGAAAAAGAUGGAAUGUCCGAUUGCUCCAGUGGAAUAAAUGAAUAUUCUCUUAGAGAUGAAGAAGUUGUGCCUUUUGGCAUUGAAAGGUUGAUAGAGGAUAUUGACAGUGGAAGAUCAACAAUGAAGGACACGGCGGACUGUGACAGUUAUCAGUCGAAAUCGAUCAAAUCUUUACAAGAGAUAAAUCUAAUGGAUAGGAAAUCGCAAAAUAUGUGCAACUAUGAUUCUGCAAGGUCUAGUCCGACAAGAAUGGAUUGUCCACAGCAUUGUACAACCAGAGCAAAUUCCAUCCUGCUUGGUAGCACAUAUGGAGAUAUGGACCCCACUGGACCACCUGAUAGAACCUUCAAAAUCCUGUUUGCUGGUGAUUCUUCAGUUGGAAAGACAAAUUUCAUACAUCGAUUCUGUAAAGGUCUCUUCUCAAAAAACCUUGGAUCUACUGUGGGGGUUGAUUAUCAGGUGAAAACAAUAAGGAUAGAUGAGAAGAACGUCACUCUUCAGCUCUGGGAUACUGCAGGUCAAGAGCGAUUUAGAUCCAUGACAAGAUCAUACUUCCGUCGGUCAGAUGGUGUUAUGCUGCUUUAUGACGUGACAAGUGAGAGAAGCUAUGUCAAUAUAAGGGAUUGGAUGCAAUCUAUUGAGGAGAUAUCUGGAAGUCGUAUACCAAUAAUGAUGUGUGGAAAUAAAGUGGACGUAAGGGAAGAGGCCAAGGCGGAGGGUCUAAGAUGUAUAACAGAGGAGCAAGGAAUGAAAUUGGCAGCACAGUAUGGAAGUCUGUUUGUAGAGACAAGUUCAAAAACAGGCCAAAACAUUGCUGAUUCUCUAUUUGCACUAACAAGGGAAAUGCUGACGAGAGAAGAUGUCGAAGUGAAAACUUCAGCUUUGCAAGUGAUCCCUGGUGAAAAAAAUCGAUCUUGUUGCAGCAAAAAAUGAACAUAUUAAAGUUUAUAAAAUGAUUUGAAUACAGUAUUCAGCUGUUUGGAUUUUUAAAUUAUUUUUGUUGGAAAUAAUAAUUUUAAUCUCUCAACUUU